AUGAACAAGGCUCUUAUGUCUUAUCAUGUUUGGAGCAUUGUCUCUAAAAGGGAGUCUUUAUGGGUGGAUUGGGUGCAUAGUUACAGGUUGAGAGGCAAGAGCUUCUGGAUGUGCAAAACCCCAGCUAAUUGUUGUUGGUCUUGGAGAAAGCUUGUGCAAUUGCGGCCUCUUAUUAGAAAUCAUUUAUGGUCGGAGUUAGGUAAUGGCGCUAACACUUCGGCUUGGUAUGAUUACUGGAGUGAUAUAGGGCCGCUUGGGGAUUUUAUUUCGCCGAGGUCUAUUACCGAUGCAGAUUUUAAACUAGAUGAUUCUGUGGCUAACAUCUACUCGAAUGGUUCUUGGGCGUGGCCUUUGGCUUGGAGAGACCUUUUUCCGGUUCUCAUUCAGUUAGACCAGGUUCAGUUAACCCCAAUGAAACAAGAUAGAUUGUUGUGGAGAGAUGGCAGCGAGGUUAUGGAGUUCUCCUCUUCUUGUGUGUGGCACUCGUUUCGGCACACGGCUCCGGAAGUGAAUUGGUGUAGGAUUGUUUGGUUUGCGCAGUCUAUUCCCCGUCAUGGUUUUUUGAUGUGGCUGGUCCUUAAAGGUAAACUUUUGACUCAAGAUAAAAUUCUAAAGUGGGAUUUAUCGCGGAGGAAGAACAUGAAUAUGAUGUGUUGCAUGUUGUGCUACCAGAACUAUGACUCUCAUCCGCAUUUGUUUUUUGAAUGCAAGUAUUCGGCUCAGGUUUGGUAUACAAUUCGAAACAAGGUAAACAUGGGUGAUGUUAGUCCCAAAUGGCAAGAGAUAGUGGAGUGGCUGUUGGCUCGGGCUCGGUCUAAAUCGGCUAGGAAUUAUAUCGCCAAAAUUCUGGUUGCGGCUGCGGUGUACUUUAUUUGGCAAGAAAGAAAUACUAGAACUUUUAUGAAUCAGUUGAGACCUCCGGAGAAACUUAGUGAGAUUAUUUUAAAUACGGUCCGAUACAAGCUGAUGGGAGCCAAACUAAGGGAUACCUCAAGUGUGCGGAGACUUCUCGAAGAGUGGGAGAUUCGUGGGAAGCAUGAUGAAGAUGAUGGCGGCUGA
Messenger RNA from Helianthus annuus (common sunflower), 1059 nucleotides. RefSeq lists its product as uncharacterized. The record is from RefSeq and is a predicted model, not a curated record. Bases 1 to 1059 code for a protein of 352 amino acids. Lineage: Eukaryota; Viridiplantae; Streptophyta; Magnoliopsida; Asterales; Asteraceae. The transcript has a single exon.